Penicillium salamii is the source of this 771-nucleotide messenger RNA. The record is from the annotation of a GenBank genome assembly. NCBI's taxonomy places the organism in Eukaryota, Fungi, Ascomycota, Eurotiomycetes, Eurotiales, Aspergillaceae.
AUGUGCUUACUCACAUUACCGACUGAGCUACUGUUGUCAAUACCCACAUUUCUCCAGACAGAAAAAGAUAUAAGCUCGAUGUCCCGAUGCUCUACUCGGCUUCAUACCAUACUGACACCAUGGUUGUAUCGAUAUAAUUCUCGACACGGCGCAAGCUCCUCCCUCUUAUGGGCUGUCAAGACUGGGAACGAGUCAACAGCUCGACUUUCCAUCAGAGAGGGAGGUGAUCCUGCUAUCAGAGACGACAGUGGCUGGUCCCUGUUAUCUCGAGCUGCACACAACGGACACCUAGCAGUGGUGAAGACCCUCGUUGAUACGGGAAAAGUCGAGGUGAAUUUGAAAGAUACCGAGGGUCGGACGGCCCUGUUCUGGGCUGCGGCAAAUGGACACGACGCUGUGGUGAAGUUUCUGAUUGAGCAAUCAGCAGAUCCAAGCUCCGUGGAUGCUGUUGGGUGGACAGUCCUGUUUUUACCUGCAGCAAAUGGGCAUAGUUGCGUGGUGGAGCAAUUACUCGCAACAGGACGAGUGGAUGUGGACUCUAGAGACGCAGAGGGUCGGACGCCGUUAUACAUGGCCGCAGCCAAGGGUCAUGAGGCUGUUGUGAGACUAUUGGUUCAGCACGGCAAAGUGAAUCUAGCAUCCAAAGAUUGUCAGGGCCGGUCAUUGUCAUAUUGGCCCAUGGUAAAUGGGUACAAGCAUGUGAGACAAAUACUGCUCGACGCUGAAGCGACCCAUGCAAUCACCCCCAUGGUUGUUACCACGGUUAUCUGA